Molecule: messenger RNA, 375 nt
Organism: Emiliania huxleyi CCMP1516
Lineage: Eukaryota; Haptophyta; Isochrysidales; Noelaerhabdaceae
Exons: 2
Coding region: 1-375 (124 amino acids)
Source: RefSeq, a predicted model, not a curated record
AUGUCACAUAAAGUCAAGCUUGACCGCAGAAGCAUCAAGAAGCGGAUACUCCAGCUCGACUGUGCCGGCAAACUGCCUCCUCAGUCCUCACGCCGGCCGGCUGCCAGCAGCCGUCGCGGCCCGUGGCGUGCACCAGAGAGGGGGAGAGGUCGAGUCCGCGUGGCUCAGGCCGGCCAGAAGGUGUGUGGCGACGGCACCGUGGCAGGAGUGCGGAGAAGAGCUCGCCAAACGCGAGCAGCGGAAGGCCGAAGUAAGGAGCUCGCCGUGACACGAUGCCGGGCGGUGGUGGUGGUCUGGCGACUGUGCACACGAGUGGGAAAAGUCAGGCUGCAACAGGGUAGCACGAUGGUAGUGCCCCGCUGCAGCCUGGCCUGA